GCAUACCUAAGGCAUCAAUAAUAUUUUCGCAGAAACUCCAGAUUAAUUAAUAGAGGGGAAAAGCACGGCUGGAAUCUCACAAGAACUCUUGCACAUCAUGUUUACGCGGCAUGUGCAAUCGGCCAUUGGAGGUGGCAGACCUUUGACUCAUGAUUUGAUGAGGGUGUCCGAGGGGAUUCAGGCAAGUUUGAGGGCUUUUAGUAGCUCUGUUAGGAGGAGUGAGGAGGGGGAUGGUAGGUUUCUAUUCUAUACUCUCUUGGAAGGUUUAUGGGGAUUACAUCCAUGGCUUUCAUGACUAGAAAGUUGGCGUGGGACUUGGAGCUUCGAUUAGAGGUUAUGUUAUAACAUACUAACAAUAACCAGAUCAAUUACGUUCCACACGCGCAGAACGCAGCUCUAACGCUGUAAACGAUAUUUCCUCACUCGCAUCCCAGCCCUCUCGCGGAAUCGAUGCUCGCUCGCUGGCAGCGCGCCCUCCCCCUGGUCAAUCUUUUGUUUUGUCCCGCCGUAUAAUUGAUAGUCCCUCUCAGGGACGAGGACCAGCUACCCGACAUAGUCCCAAUUAUCGCGGACGAGGUGGUGCCCUCUAUGUACCACCAACCGGAGCCCGUAGAGGAGGUGCGAGAGCAAGUCCUGCUGGUGGAAGAGGCGGUGCCGGUAAACGAGGACGUGGUGGUAUGAGGAGAGCCCGGAUUACGGGACCAAAACCUGCGGAUGUGGAAUUAGAUGAAUAUGAUCCUCCAUAUACACUUGAGGAACAACAAUACUUGGAUAGUCAAGAGGGAGGUGAAUGGGUAUCAUAUAAUCCCGUGACAUCGAUGGAUGAUUUGGAAAGUUGGGGACCGGCUAUAGCGACUAGUGAAAGUACGAAUGGGUUGAAGGAAUCGAUAAUUUAUAAGAUGCAAUUAGUGAGUGGUACACUAGGACAGAGAGAUGUACCGACGCCGCCGGAAAGACAUUUGGCAAAUGUGGAGAGGGGCUUGGGAACGGUGUUUGAGAGUAGGGAGGAGAAGGAGACGUUAGAGAAGUGGAGGGAUGGGAAGGAGGAAUGGAGAGAUGAGGUUAGGUGGAAGGUUCAUAAAGAUUAUAAGAUUGAGGGACUGAGGGAUGAGGAGAAGGAGGCAAUUUUGAAGGAAAUGGUGGCAGGUGUGUAUAAGAAACCGGGAGACGUGAAGGAGGAUCUAUUGAGAGAGAUCGAAAGGAUCACAGCGAAGAACGAGACUUUCUUAAAAGAUGACUCAAGGUUGUUGGAGGAGAAGAUUCAAAGCAUGUUACCUGCUGCUUAGAUAGCUGGUGUAAGGCAACAAUAGCAAAAGGCAAAGGACCUACAAUAAGGGUUGAGUGUACCGUAUAGUGUAUCCAUAAAAACAUAUAAAUGGCAUUGUACAAACGCAAUCAUAUACCAUACAAUAA
Sclerotinia trifoliorum is the source of this 1413-nucleotide messenger RNA. NCBI's taxonomy places the organism in Eukaryota, Fungi, Ascomycota, Leotiomycetes, Helotiales, Sclerotiniaceae. The record is from the annotation of a GenBank genome assembly.